Fomitopsis serialis is the source of this 758-nucleotide messenger RNA. RefSeq lists its product as uncharacterized. The record is from RefSeq and is a predicted model, not a curated record. The coding region runs from base 24 to 647 and encodes 207 amino acids. Lineage: Eukaryota; Fungi; Basidiomycota; Agaricomycetes; Polyporales; Fomitopsidaceae. The transcript is spliced from 2 exons.
CGAACGCAACCUCGAAGAGCACCAUGCCCAAGUUCACUCCCCUGGAUCAUGAAACCGCUCGCAUCAUCGCCACAGUGCCUCACGCCGUCGAGCAUCUCCGGCAGAUGAAUACAAACAUCGAGCGGGCCCUGGACGCACUGGAGGAACUCAAGGGCUCGCCACGUCCGGCCCCCAAGAACAUGACCCCGGGUCAGAUAUCUCAUCCCCGUGUCUGCUCAGCUGCACGUACUCUGGCUCGAGUCUGUGGCGUCUCCGCCGUCCUCAUCGAUGAGUUGCUCAGCCACACGCCAGAUGGCGAUCAAGUCAAGGAGUUGAAGUUGUGCAUUGAAGGAAUAUUUAAUAACCUCAGUCUCACUCACCAUGCCCUUGCACAACUCGAAUUGGAUGCGGAGCGCCAUGGCUACUGUGCCAUCCCUGAGGAAUUCCUAGGUGGACCGAAGGCGAAGUUUAUCUCAAACGCGUACCUUCGUGCGGUUAACCCGGCUUGGAAAGAGCGUGGGGUUCGGGAUCCUCUCAUGGUCCCAACAUGCUGGGUUGGGAUUGCGGCAUAUGAUAGGCCAUGCUAUCCCGUCGUUGACUACACGAGAAAACGAAAGCGAGCAGAUGUCGAGGAUGUCGAGGAUGGCGAGGGAGAGCGAGAUGGGUAGUUUGCCAGGCCGGGUUGGUUCAGAAAAGUCGUUCUUGAGCACCUGUAUAUUGCGACGCACUUCAGCAAAUACGGAGGGCAAUUUGACAUGCAGAGAAUGCGUACUAUUGCA